AUGAUGAAUUUCUUCAGAAGAGGCUCCGGCGACUCACCCCAAUCGGCGACUCCGUCGCCGGAACCGCCACUUCCACGGCAGCAAGCAGUCACCGUCUCCACUGCCGGUCCGGCAAGGCCGAUCCGCCUCGUCUACUGCGAUGAGAAAGGAAAGUUCCAGAUGGAUCCGGAGGCCGUCGCUAUUCUUCAGCUCGUAAAAGAGCCCAUCGGCGUCGUCUCCGUCUGUGGUCGGGCUCGCCAGGGCAAGAGCUUCAUAUUGAAUCAGCUUCUUGGGAGGAGUAGUGGAUUUCAGGUGGCGUCAACGCAUCGGCCAUGUACCAAAGGGCUUUGGUUGUGGAGUGCUCCCUUAAGGAGAACUGCUCUUGAUGGAACUGAAUACAAUCUUUUACUGUUAGAUAGUGAAGGAAUUGAUGCAUAUGAUCAAACGGGAACGUAUAGCACACAAAUAUUCUCUUUAGCUGUCCUUUUGUCAAGCCUUUUUAUAUACAACCAGAUGGGUGGUAUUGACGAAGCUGCUCUUGAUCGCCUCUCUCUUGUUACUGAAAUGACUAAGCACAUUCGUGUUAGAGCCUCUGGGGGAAGGAGCACAGCUUCUGAGCUCGGGCAGUUCUCCCCGAUCUUUGUCUGGCUUCUUAGGGACUUUUAUUUGGACUUGGCAGAGGAUAACAGGAAGAUAACACCUCGUGACUACCUAGAGCUUGCUUUAAGGCCAGUUCAAAGUGGUGGAAGAGAUGUAACUGCUAAAAAUGAGAUUCGGGACUCCAUUCAAGUUCUUUUUCCAGACAGAGAAUGCUUCACUCUUGUGCGCCCUUUGAGCAACGAAAAUGAUCUCCAGCGUCUUGACCAAAUCCCACUGGACAAGUUAAGGCCAGAAUUCAGAUCUGGUCUUGAUGCUUUGACAAGGUUUGUUUUUGAGAGGACUAAGCCCAAGCAAGUGGGGACUACAGUAAUGACAGGACCCAUUCUUGCUCGUAUUACUCAAUCCUUCCUAGAUGCUCUUAAUAAUGGUGCUGUGCCCACAAUAAGCUCCUCAUGGCAGAGUGUUGAAGAAGCGGAGUGUCAGAGAGCAUACGAUCUAGCAGCUGAAGUUUAUAUGUCUUCUUUUGACCGUUCCAAGCCUCCAGAAGAAGCUGCACUGAGAGAAGCCCAUGAAGAAGCAGUUCAAAAGUCAUUGGCUGCAUUUAAUGCUACAGCUGUAGGGGCAGGUUCAACCAGGCAGAAAUAUGAAAAGCGCCUCCAGAAUUUCUUAAGAAAGGCAUUUGAGGAUUAUAAGAGGGACGCAUUUAGGGAGGCUUACCUACAAUGCUUAAAUGUCAUACAGAGCAUGGAAAAGGAACUGAGAACUGCUUGUCAUGCUUCCGAUGCAAAGCUAGAUAAUGUCCUGAAGGUUCUUGAUAAUCUUAUAUCCAAGUAUGAAGCAUCAUCCCAUGGUCCAGAAAAAUGGCAUAAACUGGCAGUGUUCUUGCGACAAAGUUUGGAAGGUCCAGUCUUUGACCUCAUCAAGAAGCAAAUAGACCAAGUGGGUACUGAGAAAAGUUCCCUCAUGUUGAAAUGCCGCUCAAUGGAAGAUAAGAUGUUGUUGCUUAACAAGCAACUAGACGCUAGUGAGAGGUACAAAUCUGAAUAUCUGAAGCGUUAUGAAGAUGCUAUUAACGACAAGAAGAAGCUUGCGGAUGAUUAUAUGAACCGCAUAACAAAUUUGCAGAGCAAAUGUAGCUCAUUGGAAGAGAGAUCUUCCAGCUUAUCAAAAAUACUGGAUUCUGCCAGGCAGGACUCCUUGGAGUGGAAAAGAAAAUAUGAACAGGUUUCAUCGAAGCAAAAGGCUGAGGAAGAACAGGUAACUGCAGAAAUAGCAAUUCUCAGAUCGAGGAGCAGUGCUGCUGAAGCAAGGCUGGCUGCUGCUCGGGAGCAAACUCAGUCUGCUCAAGAGGAGGCAGAGGAGUGGAAACGGAAGUUUGACAUUGCUGUUCGAGAAGCGAAAAAUGCUCUUGAGAAGGCAGCAACUGUUCAAGAACGCACAAACAAGCAAACGCAACUGAGAGAAGAUGCUUUGAGAGCAGAAUUUUCUGGUACAUUGGCUGAUAAGGAAGAGGAAAUGAAGGCUAAGGUGGCAAAAAUUGAACAAGCUGAGCAGCGGCUGACUACUUUGAAUUCGGAGUUGAAGGCUGCUGAGUCUAAGAUAAAGAACUAUUAUCUGGAGAUAUCAAGCUUAAAGCUUGAGAUUAAGGAGUUGGGUGGGAGGUUAGAAAGUGUAAGCACUACUGCACGAUCAUUUGAAAGAGAAGCUAGGACUCUAGAACAGGAAAAAGAUCUUCUGGAGCAGAAGUACCAAUCUGAGUUUAACAGAUUUGGAGAAGUCCAUGAAAGGUGUAAAAUUGCCGAAAAAGAAGCUAAAAGAGCAACUGAAUUGGCUGACAAAGCACGAGCAGAAGCAGUCACUGCCCAGAGAGACAAGAGUGAGUUUGAGCGAAUAGCGAUGGAAAGAUUGGCCCAAAUUGAGAGAGCUGAGAGGCUUGUUGAAAAUCUGGAGAGGCAAAAAACUGAUUUGGCGGAUGAAGUAGAAAGGUACCGUGCAUCCCAGAUGGAUGCCCUAUCCAAAGUUGCAAUGCUGGAGGCAAGGGUUGAAGAAAGGGAAAAAGAAAUUGAGUCACUAUUGGAAUCGAAUAAUGAACAGAGGGCUGAUACAGUUCAAGUCCUUGAGAGUCUUUUGGAGACCGAGCGUACAGCACGUGCAGAGGCAAACAACAGAGCAGAAGCACUCUCUGUUCAGCUACAAGCCACACAAGGAAAACUUGAUUUACUCCAGCAACAGAUGACUGCAGUUCGCCUCAACGAAACAGCAUUGGACAGUAAGCUCAAAACUGUUUCGCAUGGGAAACGUGCAAGGGCAGAUGAAUAUGAAAUAGGUGUGGAAUCUGUUCAUGAUAUGGACACUAAUGACCGAAUAACCAGAGGAAAUAAGAAGUCCAAAAGUACAACUAGCCCUUUGAAGUUCACAACACCAGAAGAUGGUGGCUCAGUGUUUAAGGGUGAUGAAGACAACCACAGCCAACAAACCAAUUCAGAAGAUUAUUCAAGGUUCACAGUGCAGAAACUUAAGCAAGAGCUCACAAAACAUAAUUUUGGCUCUGAGCUGCUCCAGUUGAAGAAUCCCAAUAAGAAAGACAUCCUUGCUCUCUACGAGAAAUGUGUUCUCCAGAAAUCAUGACUUUUUAUGUGAAUUAGUUCAAGAAGGAUGCCUUUAAUCAGCUGAGAAUAGAGUGAUAGACAGCUUUGGUCACCUAUGUGUGAGUAAUAGAAGCCACAAAGUCGAUCCUCAAAAGUCUUCAUCAAUGUUGGUACAGAGCCUGAGAUUUCUUCUGUAUCGGCAGAGGUUUUUAUUCAUAUUGGAUGCCAUCGGCUUCAUUAUUCAGUUAGCUAUUGUUAUUUCAUUUUUCUCUUCUUUGGUUUGCUUUUAUGGUCAUUUGAGGCUGUC
Molecule: messenger RNA, 3474 nt
Organism: Ilex paraguariensis (yerba mate)
Lineage: Eukaryota; Viridiplantae; Streptophyta; Magnoliopsida; Aquifoliales; Aquifoliaceae
Source: the annotation of a GenBank genome assembly